Messenger RNA from Pyrenophora tritici-repentis Pt-1C-BFP, 345 nucleotides. RefSeq lists its product as uncharacterized. The record is from RefSeq and is a predicted model, not a curated record. NCBI's taxonomy places the organism in Eukaryota, Fungi, Ascomycota, Dothideomycetes, Pleosporales, Pleosporaceae.
AUGCGGUUCUCUCUACUCGUACCAGCUGUUGUACUAGCGCUAGGUGAUGGCGCCCUAGCCAUUUACGGCUGCAUCUGUAGAGAUCAAGCAUACGGUCCCGAUGCAAGAUGGACUCAGUCGAAUUGCGAUAGGCUACGGGGCACCUGGGAUUCAGACAUUACUGGCCGCAACCAGUUUUUCUACGGCAUGGCUCCGUACCAGUGCAAGUUCGACAGGGCAGAUAUCGACCCUGCUACUUGGGAUACAUACUGCCGGGCCGGUAACCAGGGCCGAGGGAAUGUCCAAAACUCGGGCGGCUUUGUUGGCACGUGGUCCGGUUUGUGCAAUACAGCCGCGAAUCGAUGA